CAGAAGAGCACAGCUCGAGACCGCUGGUCCCAGCUCGAGCCCAGAUCCUCGGAUCGCCUCACACCCAGCGCAGAGUCUGCAGAAGCACAGUCUUUCAUCGACAGCAAAGCAUGGACAGCAGCCGCUUUGACAUAGGAUUCCACAACUUGGGAAUCGACGAGGACGAACUGAAUGAUGUGGAGCCUACCCUGAUCUCAGAGGUUUUAAACGGAGAGGAAGAUGAAACUCGGUCCUCACCUGAGCCCGGAGAAGCAGCUGCAGCCGCAGCCGCAAACUACUUUGGCGAGGCCGACUCCAACCUCCUGGACGACGAAAACCGCGAGGGCGACGAAAACCGCGAGGGCGACGAAAACCGUGACGGCGACGGAAACCGUGAGGGCGAUGAAAACCGUGAGGGCAACGGCGGCGAUAUUGAGCCCCCGCCGCAGCAGGAGGAGCCGGGCCCCCUGGCCAUCCAGGGGCCCCAGAAUGCGGCAGUAAAGCCGCGCCGCUGCCGUACCGUUUUCACCCAGUUGCAGCUGCUGGAGCUGGAACGAGUUUUCCGCCACGUUCAGUACCCCGACGUGUUUGCACGAGAGGACAUUGCAAGACGUCUGAAUCUGGCUGAAAGAAGAGUGCAGGUUUGGUUUCAAAACCGAAGGGCCAAAUGGAGAAGAUACCAGAGGGCAUUGAUGUUUAGAAAUCUGCACCCUGCUGCCUUGGGCCACCCUAUGGGGGUAUUCUUUAAUGGGCCCUAUCAUGUAUUCCAGCCUGGAUGGAGAUAUGUUCCUGCAAUGCCACGUCCAGGCCUGCCCCCUAGGGUAUUCCCACCACCUGUGAUGCCCGUACCUCUGCCACCCGGGCCAUGGAGGAUGCGUUUCCCACAGCCGGUGCCUAUGCCUCACUAUGCUAUGGGCCCUGUAGGUGUGGCAUGGGCCCCUGCCCGUCAUUUUGCAGGCCCCCGUUUCUGAAUAUGUUAUUCAUACAGUUUUCCACAGGGUGUUUCUGCUACAUAUACGUUGUGCACAAAAAAUAAGAAACCUGUUAAAUGUGUAAAAUGAGUGCCAGUUGUUUUGGGAGGGCAUAUGACGUUUCCAAUAAAGAGAUAAAUUAGGAA
Molecule: messenger RNA, 1096 nt
Organism: Bubalus bubalis (water buffalo)
Lineage: Eukaryota; Metazoa; Chordata; Mammalia; Artiodactyla; Bovidae
Gene: ESX1
Product: ESX homeobox 1
Exons: 4
Coding region: 111-950 (279 amino acids)
Biological process (GO): regulation of transcription by RNA polymerase II
Molecular function (GO): DNA-binding transcription factor activity, RNA polymerase II-specific; RNA polymerase II transcription regulatory region sequence-specific DNA binding
Source: RefSeq, a predicted model, not a curated record